AUGAAGUCCACCCCAGAAGACCUGGCACGAGAACAACGUCUGCGUCGGUACUCGAGAUCCCAAAGCGUCGGCCGCCAUGACGACUGCCCGACCCGCGGUGGUGGAGAGCGCCCUCCGCCACCGGCUGCGAGUGUCUCGCCCUCGCCGGGAUACGUGCUGGAGUGGUCUUCCGGCCUGGCGAGCACUCGGCAGCGCAGGCAUGCAUUGUCGGAUGUAGCAGAGCUCCGCGCGGAGAUGAAAGCAGGCGGGCCGUGCCGGGCCCUCAUCUUGCGGACUGCGCAUGCGGACGGGGGUGUGCGCGACGCCCUGCGCGACGUGGCCGGCGUGGACGGCGCCUUUAUCGACGCCCACGCGGCGGGGAAGCCGUACAGGCCGAGGACGGCGCAGAGCCGGCAUGCUAGCUGGCAGUGCUGGGAGUAUCCCGAGGUAGCUGCUGCCGGGAGGGACUCGGCGCGGACCGUGGCGAUAUCCAGGGCGAGCGUGUGGACCGGGUCGGGCACCCCCAUCCUCCUCGUCGGCAACACCAACACCGCCGUCGUGCAAAGCAAGCCGCCCGAGACGCGCAGCCGCUCAUCCGCGCCGACCACGCACUCGCACUCGACACCCUCGUCGCUCGAGCAAGACCUCCAGGAACUGGCGUCGCUUGGCGGCGACGACGACGAUCGCCUCGAGGACCUCUUGGGCGAGCUCAUCCACGACCGCUGGGCAGACUACCUGGGCGGCGUGGGCGCCGACCCCCCCGCCCAGCAGCACGAGCCGCUCUUCCGAGCACUGCUCUCGCUCGAGGCCAACCUCGACGAGGCGCGCCGUCUCGCCCGCCGGGGGGGAUCGCGUCUCGACGCAGCCGGUCCCUCCGCAUGGAGCGAUCUGAUCCGCCGGCUGCACCUGCGCGCCCAGCUCCGCGGGGCCGUCUCCCCGCCGGAGGUGCUGGCAGCCCAGCGGCAGCAGCAGCACGGCGACGCGCCCGCGCCCGCGCCCGCGCCCGAGGCCGAGGCCGAGGCCAGGACCGACAACCAGCGCAGCCUCGACCGUAUAGCGUAUCUGGGCGGGCUGCUCCUGCCGCUGACUGUGGUGGCGAGCGUGCUGGGCAUGGAGGGCGACUACGGGCCCCAGGGGUCCCGGUUCUGGGUGUUUUGGGUGGCGAGCCUGGCGGCGAGCGUGCUGGCCGUGCUGGUCAUCUACGCGGACCAGCUGCGCUGGGCGGAGGUGUGGCUCAGGAUCGACGCCGACGACGAGGCACCCCCGCUGCCGCUGCCGCUGCCGCUGCCGUUGCCGUUGCCGUUGCCGUUGCAGUCGGCGAGCUACUUCGUUCAGGGGUGGGCGGCCGGGUCCGAGGGGAGCGGGUGGAGGAGAGGCCGGCUGGGGUGGAGCGGCGCGCUGAAGAAGAUGAGCGGGUAUUACAGAUGGAGGGGGGAUCCGGGGCUGGUCUUUGGGAGGAGGCCUGGCGAGGGGAAGCGGCGGGUUGCGUGA
Molecule: messenger RNA, 1470 nt
Organism: Ustilaginoidea virens
Lineage: Eukaryota; Fungi; Ascomycota; Sordariomycetes; Hypocreales; Clavicipitaceae
Exons: 1
Coding region: 1-1470 (489 amino acids)
Source: RefSeq, a predicted model, not a curated record